GAAUGUGGCUGUAGGCUGCUUAUCAGCGUGUGUUUGUUUGAAAUUCUGCUAGUCUGAGGCGGUAAACUGUCUCAAGCAGGUCAGGUCUCAGGUGUUAUUAAUAAAGAUUGACAAUUUUUUUUCACGUUCAAGGGAAGACUAACGAGAAUCAUCUAUUGUUCCUAGUGAAUGCAUAAAAAGUCUGAAGUCAUGAAGAUUGCAUCCUUCAACAUCCAGCGAUUUGGUGAAAACAAAAUUGCUGACAAAAACAUCCUUUCUGUUCUUAUCAAGACUGUGUCUCGGUAUGGCAUUAUCCUGAUCCUAGAAGUGGUGGAUGUCAAAGGAAAAGCAAUUAAGAAAUUUUUGGAAGAGCUAAAUAAGGCUAAUAAGGACAACCCCUACACGAUGCAAAUCAGCACCCGCCUGGGAAGGCACACUUACAAGGAGCAAUUCAUGUUUCUUUACAGGGAAGAUUUGGUGAAACUGACUGGUUCGUACCAGUACGAAGAUAAUCAAGUGGGCGACGAAGAUGCUUUUGCUAGGGAGCCGUUUGUUCUGCGUUUCACUUGUUCAAAAACAGUCCUCAAGGAUCUUGUACUGAUUCCUGUACAUACCCAGCCCAGCUCUGUGGAAAAGGAGUUAGACGAGCUCUACGAUGUGUUCUUGGCCGUGCAAGAUAAAUGGGAAACCGAUAACGUCAUGAUGUUGGGGGACUUCAAUGCGGACGGGGGCUACCUCUCCAAUAAAAAAAUGAAGAAAAUCCGCAUCCGAAGUGACAAAAACUUCCACUGGUUGAUUGAAGAUGAGGUUGACACCACAGCCAAUAAAGGAAAUGACAACACAUAUGACAGGAUUGUGGUUUAUGGUGAUGACAUGCUGGAUGCUAUUGUCCCAUAUUCAGCCAAACCAUUCAACUUCCAAGAAGAGUUUCAACUGACUGACGAAAUGACUCUGAAAGUGAGUGAUCACUAUCCUGUGGAAGUUGAAUUGAAGGCUACAAAUUCGCAAGAUCGCAGGCCAGGGAAUAAAAGACCCAAACGAACUCCUCAGACUCAACCUGCAGCUCACCCGAGGGCUGGGAAAAAGCCCAGACAAAAAUAGAAAUAUGCUCUCUGGCCAAAAUAUCAGGAACCUCCGUGGAAAAUGGAGCCUAUACUGGGCUUUACUGAGUAAUGAUUAUGAUGAAAUGUGAUUUUUUAUUUGCUUGGCCAUUUUCAGAUUGUCAAAAACGUUAAGCUCUUAUGUAAUAUUACUUACAAAAUGUGGUGCCAUGAAAUAAAUUAGAAUAUUUGCCAAAUAAGGAGAAACAUAAGAAAGGCCAUUGUUUGACUUUGAUAUCAUCAUCCACUGGCAAGCUUUUGUCUGUAAUUCAGUAAAGUCACUUUUGUUUCUCCUUUAAUUUCAUGGCAGCUGCAGUAAUAUUCAAACAAGUGCAUGCCUUCAUUUCCAAUGUUUUUUUUUGUUCCUAAUGACAUAAUUUACAUAAAUAUCGAUUUAUGUUUAAAUUUGUGAACAUAUUAUUACAGUGGUUGACAAGCCAAAAAGUUUAAAUAUAUUAAAAUGGACGUUUAAAUCUGCACCUAUUUAGAAAUGAAAAAAAAUCUGUAUGUCAUUUCUGAGUAUGAAACUAUUAAAAACAACACAGAUCCAAAAA
Lepisosteus oculatus (spotted gar) is the source of this 1633-nucleotide messenger RNA. It is a transcript of the gene dnase1l4.1, whose product is annotated as deoxyribonuclease 1 like 4, tandem duplicate 1. Gene Ontology annotation, molecular function: deoxyribonuclease I activity; DNA binding. Gene Ontology annotation, biological process: DNA catabolic process. NCBI's taxonomy places the organism in Eukaryota, Metazoa, Chordata, Actinopteri, Semionotiformes, Lepisosteidae. The record is from RefSeq and is a predicted model, not a curated record. Gene Ontology annotation, cellular component: nucleus.